This is a messenger RNA of Dermacentor albipictus, 654 nucleotides long. RefSeq lists its product as uncharacterized. Lineage: Eukaryota; Metazoa; Arthropoda; Arachnida; Ixodida; Ixodidae. Gene Ontology annotation, molecular function: nucleic acid binding; zinc ion binding. The record is from RefSeq and is a predicted model, not a curated record.
AUGGGUCGACAAGCAAGGGACAUCUUCGCCACCUUCAAUCUUUCUGCAGAAGAUUCGAAGAAAUUUGAGCUGGUCAAAAAGAAGUUCGACGAUUACUUCAUCACGGAGAUCAACGUUGUCUACGAGAGCGCUUGCUUUCACAAGCGGCACCAGAUGCCUGGCGAGUCAAUUGACCAGUUUAUGACUGCUCUACACGUCUUGGCCGACAAAUGCGAUUUCGGAGAAUUCAAGCAGCGCCUCAUCAGGGACAGGUUCGUCGUGGGCCUGCGGGAUGAAAAACUUUCCGAGUCGCUCCAAAUGGAUCCCAAGCUGUCUCUCGCAACAGCUCUGGCGAGGGCCCGCCUUAAAGAGACCGUUCAGCAGCAGCAAGAACUUCGAAAGUGCAACGAAGUCCACAAAUACACACCGUGCAAGCCAUGUGAGGACGUCAAUGUCGACGCCGUGGGCUACCGCAGGAAACCGCAACGCAGCAAGGAAACCCGGCCGACAUCAGCUCGUUCCGAGGGACCGUGCAUUUUCUGCGGAGGCAACUCGCAGCCAAGGACAGCUUGCCCAGCGAGAGGCCAGAGGUGCUUCAACUGCGGCUUCAAGGGACAUUUCGGCAAGGCGUGCCUCAAAGGGACUUCUCCAGGCUACCAGCGUAAGGUGUGCUAA